Molecule: messenger RNA, 4295 nt
Organism: Epinephelus fuscoguttatus (brown-marbled grouper)
Lineage: Eukaryota; Metazoa; Chordata; Actinopteri; Perciformes; Serranidae
Gene: abcb11a
Product: ATP-binding cassette, sub-family B (MDR/TAP), member 11a
Exons: 28
Coding region: 84-3995 (1303 amino acids)
Biological process (GO): transmembrane transport
Cellular component (GO): membrane
Molecular function (GO): ATP binding; ABC-type transporter activity; ATP hydrolysis activity
Source: RefSeq, a predicted model, not a curated record
AUUGUGACCGUCGAUGUGGAGGGAGAAGUCCUGAGGAGAAGUUGCCAAGUGAGGACACACCUGCCUGAGUCAGGGCGACAGACAUGAAUAAAUCAAUUAAAUUUACAACAUCAGGAACAGAUAAAAGAACAGACAUUGAGAAUGGAGAUGAGAAGAAAAAAGAAAAGACACUGACUGUUGGAUACUUUCAGCUGUUUCGAUUUGCCACUUCCAAAGACGUCGCAAUGAUGGUGGUGGGGGGCUUGUGCGCCCUCAUACACGGUGCAGCUGCACCUCUCAUGCUCCUGGUGUACGGCAGGAUGACAAACACGUUUGUGGCGUAUGAGCUGGAGGUCCAAGAACUGAAAGACAUAAACAAGACAUGCAACAACAACACCAUUUAUUGGAAAAAUGGCUCCAUAUACACAACAGCUGAAAACAGCACUGUGCAGUGUGGGGUGGAUAUUGAAGCACAGAUGACCAUGUUUGCAUAUUACUAUGUUGGCAUUGGAAUAGGAGUUCUAGUUGUUAGCUAUUUUCAAAUUGACUUCUGGGUGUCAGCAGCUGCAAGACAAGUUGAUAGAAUGAGAAAGACUUAUUUCAGGAAAGUUAUGCAAAUGGAGAUUGGAUGGUUUGACUGCAACUCUGUUGGUGAACUAAACACAAGGAUGUCGGAUGAUAUCAACAAGAUCAACAAUGCCAUCGCUGACCAGGUGGCUAUCUUCAUUGAGAGGAUCUCUACAUUUGUGUUUGGCUUCAUGGUUGGAUUCAUUGGUGGAUGGAAGCUGACUCUGGUGGUCAUAGCAGUGAGCCCGCUGAUUGGUGUAGCUGCAGGACUUAUGGCCAUGGCUGUGGCCAGGCUGACAGGACGAGAGCUAAAGUCCUACGCAAAGGCAGGGGCGGUGGCUGAUGAGGUCAUGUCAUCCAUCAGGACAGUCGCAGCGUUUGGCGGGGAGGAAAAAGAAGCUGAAAGAUAUGACAGAAAUCUCGUGGAAGCUCAGAACUGGGGCGUGAAAAAGGGCACAAUUGUUGGCAUUUUUCAAGGAUACCUGUGGUGCACCAUUUUCUUAUGUUUCGCUUUGGCCUUUUGGUAUGGAUCUAAGUUGGUCAUCGACACCAAAGAGCUGACUCCUGGUACUCUUAUUCAGGUGUUCUUUGGAGUACUCAUGGCAGCUAUGAACCUUGGCCAGGCCUCACCCUGCCUAGAGGCCUUUGCUUCUGGUCGUGCUGCAGCAAAAGCAAUCUUUGACACAAUUGACCGGGUACCAGAAAUUGAUUGUUUCUCAGAAGAAGGUCACAAACUAGACAGAGUAAAAGGUGACAUUGAGUUCCAUAAUGUCUCUUUCUACUACCCAUCCCGGCCUGAAGUCAAGAUUUUAAAUGAUCUGAGCAUGCAGAUUAAAGCAGGAGAAACCACUGCUUUUGUGGGACCAAGUGGAUCUGGAAAGAGCACAACGAUCCAGCUCAUCCAAAGGUUUUAUGACCCAAAGGAAGGAAUGGUGACUUUGGAUGGCCAUGACAUUCGCACUUUAAACAUCCAGUGGCUCAGAUCUCUCAUUGGUAUUGUAGAGCAGGAGCCGGUGCUGUUUGCAACAACUAUUGCAGAAAACAUCCGGUUUGGUCGACCUGGAGUAACCAUGGAAGACAUCAUCCAGGCAACAAAAGAGGCUAAUGCUUAUAAUUUUAUCAUGGAUAUGCCACAGAAAUUUGAUACUCUAGUGGGAGAAGGGGGAGGACAGAUGAGCGGAGGACAGAAGCAGAGGAUUGCUAUCGCUCGAGCUCUGAUCCGAAACCCCAGGAUCCUCCUGCUGGAUAUGGCCACAUCUGCCCUAGACAAUGAGAGUGAGGCUGUUGUCCAGGAGGCACUGGAUAAGGUGCGCAUGGGCAGGACAACAAUUUCUAUAGCCCACCGUCUGUCCACGAUUAGAAAUGCAGAUGUCAUCAUUGGUUUUGAGCAUGGACAAGCAGUGGAGAGGGGAACACACAGUGAGCUGCUAGAAAGGAAAGGUGUCUACUUCACUUUGGUCACCCUGCAGAACCAAGGCACAUCCAACACAAAUAAAGGUGCAAUCAAUGAAGCUCUUGAAGAAGACUUUGAUCUAAGAGUGAGGAGCCGCACAUCCAGUAAAGGGGGCUCUGUUCGACUGCGAUCGGCUAGCAAAUUGUCAAGUUACACAUUACCAGACAGCCUUGGGAUGCUUUCGGACAAGGAGUUCACAAUAGAAGAGAAAUGUGAGGAUGAUGUAGACGAAUAUGUAGAGCCUGCCCCGGUAGCACGUAUCCUAAAGUAUAACCAACCAGAAUGGCCGUACAUGCUGCUGGGCUCGCUGGGAGCUGCUGUCAAUGGCUCUGUCAACCCCAUCUAUGCUAUUCUGUUCAGCCAAGUUCUUGGGACAUUUGCCAUUCGUGACAUGGACGAACAGAGAGCGCAGAUUAAUGGGACAUGUAUUCUGUUUUGCAUUGUGGCAGUGGCUAGUUUCUUUUCCCAGUUUUUACAGGGAUUUGCUUUUGCUAAGUCUGGAGAGCUGCUGACCCGGCGUCUAAGGAAAGUGGGCUUCCAAGCCAUGUUGAGACAGGAGAUUGGCUGGUUUGAUGACCCCAGAAACAGCCCUGGAGCUCUGACCACCAGACUAGCCACCGAUGCAUCCAUGGUGCAGGGGGCAACAGGAUCUCAGAUUGGCAUGAUUGUGAACUCGUUGACCAGCAUUGGAGCGUCUUUCAUCAUUGCUUUCUACUUCAGUUGGAAGUUAACUUUGGUAAUUAUGUGCUUCCUGCCACUCCUUGGGCUGUCUGGUGUGUUCCAAGCCAAAAUGCUGACAGGUUUUGCAAAUGAAGAUAAAAAAGCCAUGGAGGCAGCAGGUCGGGUAUCCAGUGAGGCUCUUGCCAACAUCAGGACAAUUGCAGGCUUGGCUAAAGAGAAAUCAUUUGUGGAAUCAUAUGAACAGAAACUCGAGCUGCCAUUUAAAUCUGCCAUUAAGAAAGCUAUCGUCUACGGGCUUUGUUUCGGUUUCUCACAGUGUGUCAUCUUCAUGGCGUAUGCUGCGUCUUUCAGAUAUGGAGGCUAUCUGGUUAGCUCUGAGGGGUUACAAUACAUGUUGGUUUUCAGAGUGAUUAGCGCUGUAGUCAUCAGCGGGACCGCACUAGGCAGAGCUUCCUCCUUCACUCCAGAUUACGCCAAAGCCAAAACUGCUGCUGCUCAGUUUUUCAAAUUAUUGGACCGAGUUCCUAAAAUCAGCAUGAGCCACACAGAUGGAGAGAAAUGGGACAACUUCAGAGGUGAAAUAGAGUUCCUCAAUUGCAAUUUCACCUAUCCAACUCGGCCAGAUAUCCAGGUGUUGAACAACAUGGUUGUGUCUGUGAAGCCUGGUCAGACUCUGGCGUUUGUUGGGAGCAGCGGCUGUGGGAAAAGCACCAGUGUUCAACUGCUGGAAAGGUUCUAUGACCCUGAUGAAGGCCAAGUGUUGAUUGAUGGCCGCCCCUCUCACACAGUCAGUGUGCCCUUCCUAAGAUCUCAGAUCGGCAUUGUGUCCCAGGAGCCAGUGUUGUUUGACUGCAGCAUAGCAGAGAAUAUCCAGUAUGGAGAUAACACAUGCAGUAUCAGCAUGGAAGAGAUUGUUGAGGCUGCUAAGAAGGCCUACCUUCAUGACUUUGUGAUGACGCUACCAGAUAAAUAUGAGACUCAGGUUGGCGCCCAGGGUUCCCAGCUGUCAAGAGGACAAAAACAGCGCAUCGCCAUUGCCCGGGCCAUCGUCAGAAACCCUAAGAUCCUGCUCCUAGAUGAAGCUACGUCUGCCCUGGAUACAGAGAGUGAACAGACUGUCCAGACUGCUCUGGAUGACGCGAGAAAAGGUCGAACCUGUAUCGUCAUUGCUCACCGGCUGUCUACCAUCCAGACUGCUGACAUCAUAGCAGUUAUGUCUAAUGGAGCUGUCAUAGAACAAGGCACACAUGAUAGACUUAUGGCCAAGAAGGGCGCCUAUUAUAAACUUGUCACAACAGGGGCUCCUAUAAGCUAGACACCUGCAGCUACAGUGAUGAGCAUAUGAUGAAAAUGAUUAUGUCUGGGUCUUAUUGUACAUUUAAAUUCAUGCAGUGUCCUCAGAGAUUGUCCAUAAGCCAUGGAAAGAUUGUUUUCUUCAUUUAGCAUAAAGGAACGUUUCUGUAUUUUGAUUUGAAGAAUUGGCAUUAAUAAUCAUGUAGUUUAUUUUUAAUUCUGGAGAUUAAACUAUUUAUUGUGUAUAUUUGUUUUUCAGAAGUUCCUUUUAUAAAGGGGUAAAGAUUUUUCUGCAGCCAUGCACCUUGCCAUGUUCAUACCA